Molecule: messenger RNA, 3048 nt
Organism: Tripterygium wilfordii
Lineage: Eukaryota; Viridiplantae; Streptophyta; Magnoliopsida; Celastrales; Celastraceae
Product: AAA-ATPase At3g50940-like
Exons: 2
Coding region: 62-1579 (505 amino acids)
Molecular function (GO): ATP binding; ATP hydrolysis activity
Source: RefSeq, a predicted model, not a curated record
UUAGAACUUCUAUCCAAUCUAACCAAGCUUCCUCCAAUCUCAAAACCCAGAAAAUCUUUUUAUGGUUAACAUGUUCUUUUCUGUAUCGGACAUGCCUUCAACACCAUCAGUUUUGUCAGCCUACACGUCUGUCGCUGCAUUGCUAAUGCUUGUCAGAACCGUCUUCAACGAGGUACAGACGAUGAUUAGUAAGUUUCUACCUCAGAAGCUCAGAGAGAACUUGUUACUAAGACUUGGUGAAAUAUUUGGAAGUCUCUGCUCUCAAAUGACUGUUCUUAUCAGUGAGUACAAUGGACUAUCAGUCAAUGAAAUCUACCAGGCUUCGGAAACCUACUUGAGCUCAAGAAUUACUCCUUCCAUUAACGAGCUGAAAGUUUUCAAAGCACAGAGAGAGAAGAACAUCUCGGUCACCAUCAACAAAGGUGAAAAGGUCUUUGACAUAUUUGAAGGAAUCCAGCUCGUCUGGGAAUUCGUCUCAACUGAAACGCAGAAGUCACAUUUCGACUAUGAUAACUAUUCUCACACUUCAGAAACAACCGAAAAUCGGUCAUUUCGACUCAGUUUCAACAAGAGAUACAAGGAAGUGGUGUUAAGGGCUUAUCUUCCAUAUGUGGUGGAGAGAUCAAAGGCUAUAAAAGAAGAAAACAAAGCCCUGAAGCUCUACUCGCUCGGAAGUUUAAGUGGAGACUAUGAUGCAGGUCCGUGGGGAUCGAUCAACCUCGACCAUCCAUCCACAUUUGAGACAAUGGCAUUGGAUCCAGAGCUCAAGAAUGAACUGAUGGAAGACUUGGACAGAUUUGUGAGGAGAAGGGAUUUCUAUAGGAGAGUUGGAAAGGCAUGGAAAAGAGGAUAUUUGUUGUAUGGCCCUCCUGGUACUGGCAAGUCAAGCUUGAUAGCAGCAAUGGCUAACUACCUAAAAUUUGACAUCUAUGACUUGGAACUCAAAAGUAUUCACAGCAAUGCAGAUCUCAGGAAAUUGGUAGUCUCCACAGCAAAUCGAUCGAUACUUGUCAUCGAGGACAUUGAUUGUAGCAUUGAGUUGCAGAACCGACAAGAUGGAAGCUACAAAGAAAAUGAAUUUACGUUUUUAACACUCUCUGGAUUGCUCAACUUCAUCGAUGGAUUAUGGUCAAGCUGUGGAGAUGAGAGGAUAAUUGUGUUUACGACCAACUACAAAGACAGAAUUGAUCCUGCUCUGCUGAGACCAGGCCGAAUGGACAAGCAUAUUAACCUGUCUUUCUGCACUCCAAGUGGGUUCAAAAUCCUUGCUUCCAACUACCUAGGAAUUAGUACUCAUCACUUGUUCACUCAUAUUGAAGAACUGAUAGAGGAAGUAGAGGUGACUCCUGCAGAAGUUGCAGAAGAGCUCAUGAAAUAUGAAAACGUAGAUAUUGCACUCAAAGGUGUCACUGCUUUUAUUGAAAGGAAGAAGCUGAUGAAAUGUAAUGAAAAUACUGCAGAGGAAAGAAAAGACGUCGUCGUUGAACAAGAAAAAGAAAGCGAGGGAUUUCAAGGGAAAUGUGACAGCAAAGUUAGGAAAAAUCAGAGGAAGAUGGCGAAAAAGGGGAAAGAAGGAUGAACUUAGCUCCAGCUUGGUGUUCUUGCUGCAGUUAUAAGUUGCUUCUAUAUGCAAUAAAGGAAAUGAGUGUGGUGAUGCAUAUCAAGAACUGCUAUUAGAAGCAGUAAAGUGUGCUAACAAUUUGUUUAGAGUAGUUUUGCUGUGAAGAUGACAAAAAUACACAUGUAUGGUUGAAAUUUCUACUAAUUGAAUACAGUGUUUUGGAAACAAUGUAAUGGAUUAUUGGAAUAAAAAAGACUUGAAAGAUUUUAAUAAGCAGUUUAAUGAAAAUAUUUCGCAAAUACCAAGUUGGUUGCAGGAUUUUUAAUAAGCAGCAGAUGGAUAAGUAGUAAGCUCUUACUUGCCUUCUGUUAUGGAAAAAUCCCUCCACUGUCGAAACAUUGGCAAUGGAACCAGCUCUCAAGAAGGCAUUGAUAGAUGAUUUAGACAGGUUUGUGAGUAGUAGAGAUUACCAUCGGAGAGUUGGGAAGGCGUGGAAACGCGGAUAUUUGUUGUAUGGUCCUCCAGGUACAGGUAAGUCAAGCUUGGUUGCAGCCAUGGCCAACUACUUGCAGUUCCAUUUCUAUGACUUGGAGAUAUUCCUUGGGAAUAUCUACAAAAACUCAGAUCUAAGAACAUAGUCUCCACUAAAAACUGAUCAAUCGUCGUUGUUGAGGAUAUCAAUUGCAGAAUUGAUUUACAGAAUUGAUGAACUGAUCAUGGGAACCAAUGCAACUCCGCAUAGAUUGCAGAAAAGCUCAUGUAAAUUUAAAUAACCAUCCCCUAACAUACAAGGAUACUGAUUUAUAUAAACAAAACACACCACUACACAAGUACCAUCUUCAACAUAGGAGAAAAGGCUGAUAUCAAGGCGACUCUAAUGCUUUAAUUAUGAAAUUCAUGGCUACAUAUAUUCCUAGCCAGAAGAAAGGCAAGGCAAAAACAAAAUCCAUAGAUUACAAUGGCCUGUACAACUCUUCUUCUCUAUGGAAACGAAAUUAAAAAAGAAGAAGCAGAAGAAGAAAUCAAUGACGCCCGAGGGAGUAUGACUAAAAGAGGGAAAAGAAGAUACAACAGAAAUUUACAGCACAGAAUCAAAACUGGGAAACCGAAUAGCUCUUGCUCUUCCAGAAAAAGCUAAAAGCUUUUCCCAUCUUCCUCCUUGACGUUGAUUUACAAAGAGGAUUUGACUCUGGGGCAGGCAUUACCUUGGAGCUACUCUCAGCUCGCUGUAGAGUAAUAUCAGGAGGCGGUUGAUCUCGUUGCCUCUGCUCGCGAAACAGCAUCAAUAGUUUUUGAGCCUUCUCUCUCCCCCUUGUUGUCCCAUUGACAGAGAUUGAUACCAAUGCAGGUAUCACCCCUUCCUGUAGGACCAUUUCACUGCAUUUCUCACUCCCAUUACACAGAAUCAAAAGACAUGAGGCUGCUUGUUCCUGUUCAAUGGGUUCACCAGCAUCCAGUGUUGCUGCAAGCGUGCUAAUAAGGCAAGG